AUGAUCGGAGACAUGACAUUCGACGCUCUCAAUUCCCCGCCUCUCAUUGCGGUGGUCAACAACAAUCUUUAUUUGUUGGAACCAUAUUCGAAUGAGCUUCGUGUUUAUGACAUAAACAAAAAUGUUUGGGAAAAACUUGGUAUCGUACCUGUAAGAGCUAUUUCUGUUGGAGGUUGGGGUGUUGCGUUUAAGUCUCUUGGAGAUAGACUUUUGCUGAUCGGAGCUAUGUCUUCUCAUAGUAGGAAUGUGACGGUUUACACAUGUCGUCCAUCAACAAAAGUUGAAGAACUGAUUUGGGAAAGGUCAAAUGAUUCUUACAGCGACGACGGCAUUCACUUCAGCAGGUUUAUCCAUAAUUGCUGUGUAAUGUUUGUUUAG
Messenger RNA from Arabis nemorensis, 378 nucleotides. The record is from the annotation of a GenBank genome assembly. Lineage: Eukaryota; Viridiplantae; Streptophyta; Magnoliopsida; Brassicales; Brassicaceae.